Nothobranchius furzeri (turquoise killifish) is the source of this 2036-nucleotide messenger RNA. It is a transcript of the gene myod1, whose product is annotated as myogenic differentiation 1. Gene Ontology annotation, molecular function: RNA polymerase II cis-regulatory region sequence-specific DNA binding; DNA-binding transcription factor activity, RNA polymerase II-specific; protein dimerization activity. Gene Ontology annotation, biological process: muscle organ development; positive regulation of skeletal muscle fiber development; regulation of transcription by RNA polymerase II. NCBI's taxonomy places the organism in Eukaryota, Metazoa, Chordata, Actinopteri, Cyprinodontiformes, Nothobranchiidae. The record is from RefSeq and is a predicted model, not a curated record.
GGUUCCUUUUUAUUGGACAAAUGAUGUCAGAGACACUUCAUGUAUGUUUUUCAAGACUUCUAAAACACAUUUCAUGUUAAAUAUUUGUGUUGAAAAACAUAGAGCAUAUGAUUAAAUCAGAGCAUUUUACUAAUACCGUUUCACAUAUUUGUGCUGGACUAGGAUUAGCGUGUUUCUCGGGUCAUUUAGAUCAGUACUGAAGAUAUAAAGUAACUAAACUGUUCUGAUGCUGAGACUGCUGUGAGCUCAACUCUAUCAGGUCUAGUAAACGCUGAAAUCAUGUCUGGGUUCUCUGAUAAAAGCUCAUGAGUACAAAUCUUUCCUGUUCCGAUCUCAUGAAAGAGGAGAUUCAUUUCAGAUGAAUCCUGAAUCUCAGCGCAGGAGUUCUAAACGCUCAUGUUUGGAUAAGAUACGUUUUUUGAGCUGAUGAGUCUGGAUGUAAAGAGGUUCAGUCUUUUCUUUUUUGUGUGUGAUGACGUGUUUGAUCCCUCAGAGUUGAACAAGGACUCAACAGCUGACUCUUUGAUUUGUGAUGAUGGACUUGACUGUCGUUUUUAUUGCUUCCUCUUUAUGUUUCGUCCCCUUUACACACACACUCACACCCGACUGCACCAUUGGUCACUUGGGUCGUGGCCCCGCCUCCACACUGACUGCUAUAUAAACCCGGACCAAGCCAAAGCAGCUGAGGUUACACAGACUGGCCCUUUAAACGCUCUGUCAUUUUACUAUGUUCUGGUCAGAUGAGUUUGAGAUUUGCGAGUCGUCCUAGGAGACACUUCAUGAGGAUUUCCUUCUAAAGUCUGAUAUCAGAGGAGUGUCACAACAAAAAGACUUUCUGCUGCUGCUUUCAGGGAGUCGUUCAAUGGAUUUGUCAGAUUUUCAUUUCCCUCUUUCAUCUACUGAUGACCUCUAUGACCCCUGCUUCAGCACCAGCGACCUGAACUUUUUCGAUGAUUUGGAUGCCCGGUUGUCACACGGCGGCCUGCUGAAGUCAGAGGACCACCUUCAUCACCACGUCCCAUCAUCAGAGGAGGAGGACCAGCAUGUGCGGGCCCCUGGAGGCCUCCAUCAGGCGGGCCACUGCCUGCUGUGGGCCUGUAAGGCCUGCAAGAGGAAGACAACGCACGCAGAUCGGAGGAAAGCAGCCACCAUGCGAGAAAGACGGCGGCUCAGCAAAGUCAACGAUGCAUUUGAAACUUUGAAGCGGUGCACGGCUUCCAAUCCAAACCAGCGUCUGCCCAAAGUGGAGAUCCUACGGAACGCCAUCAGCUACAUCGAGUCUCUGCAGGCGCUGCUGCGGGCUGGCCAGAACGACAGCUUCUACCCGCCGCUGGAGCACUACAGCGGGGGGUCGGACUCCCCCGGCACCCACUCCAACUGCUCCGACGGCACGGCGGAUUUCAUCUCACCAUGUUCGAGCAGAAGUGAAAACAGCGAUUCUUCUUAUGUCAGACAAACAGACGACUGCAGCAGCAAUAAAACAUCGCUCAUUUCCAGUUUGGACUGCUUGUCCAGCAUUGUAGAGCGCAUCAGCACAGACCCAGCUGUGGGCCCCACAGGAGACAGCGUGGUUCCCCGGGGCCCCGGAUCACCUCAUAACACCCCCACCAUCUCCACUACUUCACCCGCUGACCCCAGCAGCAUCUAUGAGUCGAUUUCCACCUGAUGACUCAUUUUCCUCUGAAACAAACUUCUUAUAAAUCCCUUCUAGAGGGAAACACAACAUUAUUCCUGAUUGCUGAAGAAAAUAACUGAAAUACGAACUUGUAGAUUGAAAUCUUUGUGUUUUUGUUGUGUUUCCCUGAAAUUUGAGUUGAUUUUUUCAGUUUCCAGCUGAUAAAAUGAAUGCUGCUGUCUGUUUUUUUACAAAAAGGAGGGCUUUUCCACGCUGAAUCCUGCUGAUCAUCACUAAGGACCAUUUAUUACACCUGCUGACUGUUCGUGUAAUGUCAGAUCACAGUUAAAGGUUUGCUGUAAAUGUUUGUAUAAUAUUUAAAAGUUGAUGACAUCCUAAUAAAGUAAUAUUUAUAUUCUGA